UGUUAACAAUGCGGCGAGUGUCCAACUUUGUGCUGCGUUUCUGCUCCAGCCCGGAGUCUGGGGAGAAAAUGGAGGCUGGUUUCAUCACAUUUAGCCCGUUCCUCCGUCUCCACUGAGCUCCUCCGACCGAGUCCACGCUCCCCGCAAACUUUUCUCAGCAAAAAACCCUGCGCUGCGCUGACGGGAUUUACCCUUUGAGGAGUCCUUUGAGUUAUUCUAUCACAUGGCGCAGAGCGGCAGCAUCAUGGUUUGGCUACGGGUUCCCCUCGUGAUCGGCUGCAUUUCCUGGAAUAAGCUGGAACCUGAGCGCUGAAAGCCACACCAUGGAAUGCCUGUAGUAGUAUCCUGCCUGCAUCCACCCCAGAACCAGAACCAGAAACACAAAGUGAGACACCAAUAAGGGACGUAGAGGAGGACUCCCGAACUCCGUGCGUCCGAGUCCGUUCUCCACAAGGCGCUUUUAUCUAUUUAGGUCAGCCAGCUUGAAAGGGAUCUCUGAAGGCUGUAACGGGAGCGAGUGCCAGUUUGUGUGCGUGAUUCCCUUUUUAGAGUAGGUGCCUGCCCUGGGCACUCAGGCCAUGAGGCCCAAGACUUUCCCGGCCGCCCCGUAUGUGGGCAACACAAGGCAGCGGCUUCAGGAGAUCAAGGAGGGCCUGAAGCAGCCGGCUAAGCUGGUGAGCCAGGCUUUGCAUGGAGGCAGCUCCCGCAGCGACGGCGGCAGAGGCGCCGACAGCAAGAGCGGCAAAGACACGGCCAGUCGACAGCAGCAGCUCCGGCCUCCGCAGAAGUUCAACAACUACCAGAACGCCCUGCUGGAAAUCCGCAGGUCGCUCAGGCCUUUCGAGUCCGGCGCCGGGGACGUGAACCGGCAGAUGCUGCAGGACCUGGUGAACACCGGCUGUGACCAGGAGAUGGCGGUGAGGGCGCUGAAGCAGACGGGCAGCAGGAGCAUCGAAGCCGCGUUGGAGUUCAUCAGCAAGAUGAGUUACCUUGACCCUCGCAAUGAGCUCAUUGUUCGUGUCAUCAAACAGACUUCGCCAGGAAAAGCUGGGAUGCCAAAUGCAAUGGACCACCGGCCUCCGUUGCAGGGCUCGGGCGAAGCGGGUGCUAUGCCUCCGUAUCACCAGAUGGGGGCGCCCAUGUACGAGGGGGCGGGAGGAUACGGCCCCGAGGGGGAGAUGCCCAGAACCUACAUGAGCCCCGUUAUGAACUACAUGAUGACGCCAUCCGGUGCAGCACAGGGCCCCGCGAUGGGAAACCCGAUGGGCCGACCCCCCAGCAUGGGCUCCUAUCCGCCGGUGAUGGGCACCCAGAGCAACCCGGGCAACACCAUGUACCCCCCCGGGGCUCAGCAGAAGGGCUACCCCGGCGGCAUGGAGCAGCACGGGCCGAUCAUGAGCUACAACGUGCCCGGCCAACCUUUGCAGCUCCAGCCCCAGCCACCGGGGGGCCCCGUCCCAGGCCCGCACUACGACUACGGCCACGCCAGGCCUCACAUGAUGGAGCCGGCCGGCUACGGCGUCAAGAGGACCCCCUCCUUCCAGAACAAGAUGGCGCCGCCCCCCAUGGCUCCCCCAGACAACUACGUCAACAUGCAGGGGAAAGGGGGCAUCGGGCAGAACCCGGCGGGAGGAGGAGGCGGAGGGUAUCCCGCCAACCUGUACCUCCCCCCUCACUCCCACCCCCGGCAGGCCAGCCCCACCUCCCACCAGGUCCACAUGAUGUCCCGGUCCCCCGGAGGGGUGGCAGGCAUGGGCCCCGACUUCUCGGACCUGCCCCAGGGCCUGAUGACGCCCUCCAGGGCGAGCCUCAACCUAGACCUGUAUGAGCACCACUGGGCAGGGCCUCCAGGACCGGAGGGGGCCCCUACGGCGAGGCAGCCCCAGCCCCAGGGUCCAUUCAGGGGGGAGGUGCGCGUCCCCAGCAGAACCAACUCCUUCAACAGUCGCUGCGCGGGUCCGAACGGCGCCCGUCCCGCGAUGACCGCGCCCCCUACAUCCGGGAAACAGGACCCCUCGUUGGGUCCCCCCAACACCAUCACGGCCGUGACGUCGCCGCCCAUCCAGUCGCCGGUCAAGAGCAUCCGCGUGAUGAGGCCCGAACCCAAGACGGCCGUGGGACCGUGUCACCCGGCCUGGAUGACCGCUCAGGCCCAGGACGCGACAGAACCCCUGGCCUACAUGCCGGAGGAGACGUACUCCCUGGAGCCGGCCCAGGAGCCCCGCUGCCCUCCGCCUCCUUACCCGAUGAAUCUGUCCGGGGCGGCCGGCAAGACGGGGGCCAUGGAGGGACCCGGGGCCAUGUGUGGAGGCCAGGACCUCGGCAACAACGCCUCCGCCAGAAACGCUCACGGCGGCAGCGGAGGCGGCGGGAAGGCCGAGGACCGGCAGCAGGUGAAAGAGAAGACGAAGGUGGGGAAGGGGGAGAAGACGGUGAAGGACAAGAAGCAGAUCCAGACGUCCCCCGUUCCCGUGAGGAAGAACGGACGGGACGAGGAGAAGAGGGAGUCGCGCAUCAAAACCUACUCGCCGUUCGCCUUCAAGUUCUACAUGGAGCAGCACAUAGAGAACGUGAUGAAGACCUACCAGCAGAAACUCAACCGCAGACUCCAGCUGGAACAGGAGAUGUCCAAGGCCGGCCUCUCGGAAGCGGAGCAGGAACAGAUGAGGAAGAUGCUGAACCAGAAGGAGUCCAACUACAACAGGCUACGCCGCGCCAAAAUGGACAAGUCCAUGUUCGUCAAGAUCAAGACGCUGGGCAUCGGUGCCUUCGGUGAAGUGUGUCUUACUCGUAAAGUGGACACCGGCGCACUUUACGCCAUGAAAACACUGCGCAAGAAAGACGUACUCAACCGCAACCAGGUGGCCCACGUGAAAGCUGAGCGCGACAUCCUGGCCGAGGCCGACAACGAGUGGGUGGUGCGUCUCUACUACUCGUUCCAGGACCGCGACAGCCUCUACUUCGUGAUGGACUACAUCCCCGGAGGAGACAUGAUGAGCCUGCUCAUCCGGAUGGGCGUCUUCCCCGAGAACCUGGCGCGCUUCUACGUGGCCGAGCUGACGCUGGCCAUCGAGAGCGUCCACAAGAUGGGCUUCAUCCACCGGGACAUCAAGCCCGACAACAUCCUCAUCGACCUGGACGGACACAUCAAGCUGACCGACUUCGGCCUCUGCACGGGCUUCCGCUGGACGCACAACUCCAAGUAUUACCAGAAAGGAAGUCACAUCAGACAGGACAGCAUGGAGCCCAGCGACCUCUGGGACGACGUGUCCAACUGUCGCUGUGGCGACCGGCUGAUGACGCUGGAGCAACGCGCCAACCGGCAGCACCAGCGCUGCCUGGCCCACUCCCUGGUGGGAACGCCCAACUACAUCGCACCUGAGGUUCUGCUGCGCAAAGGUUACACUCAGCUGUGCGACUGGUGGAGCGUCGGGGUGAUUCUGUUUGAGAUGCUGGUGGGACAACCACCGUUCCUGGCCUCAACCCCGACCGAGACUCAGAUUAAGGUCAUUAACUGGGAGAGCACCCUGCAGGUGCCCGCCCAGGUCAAACUGAGCCCCGAGGCCGUGGACAUCAUCGGCCGCCUCUGCUGCUCCGCCGAGGACCGUCUGGGCGCCAACGGGGCCGGCGAGAUCAAGGCCCACCCCUUCUUCUCCCAGAUGGACUUCUCCAGCAACCUGCGUCAGCAGCCGGCGCCCUACCGGCCCAAGAUCGCCCACCCGAUGGACACGUCCAACUUCGACCCCGUGGAGGAGGAGGGCGGCCCGGGGGCGUGGAGCGACAGCGAGGACAGCACCCGGGCGCUGGACAUGCUGUGCUCCCCGCACGGGAAGCACCCGGAGCACGCCUUCUACGAGUUCACCUUCCGCCGCUUCUUCGACGACAACGGCUGCCCCUUCCGCUACCCGAAGCCGCUGGAGGCCAGCGAGGUGUCGUCGAGCACCUCCGGGGCCGCCAGCCUCUGCCCCGAGGAGGAGGAGGAGCAGGAGCAGGAGGAGGAGGAGGAGGAGGACGAAGAGGAGGAGGGAGAGCAGGGGGAGGGAUGCGAGCCGGUGUACGUCUAGAGCCGACGAGCUCCUUUCCGAGCGGCUUGUGUCUUGUUUCUGUCGUUUAACCCUCAGCUCAUGAACCUCCCAACCAACCCACCCACCACUGCUCUUCAUAUGUGUGCGUCUGUGUGCAGAGGUGUGCGUGCUGCUGCACAGGUGGGUCUGUGCGUGCGCAUGCACAUCCGUCACGUGUGACUGAAAAGCUGCAGGAUGGAAGCAGGAACGGACGGACGGACGUCGCCACCUUGUGGAGCCUAUAGCUCGUUCCACGUCGACUUAAAAAAAAUCCCAAAACUCCCUCUGAUCCGGGACCAAGAAUCGACUCGGCCGCAUCGAGAAGAAAUGAAACGCGGGGUGGGCUCAGAGACGGUUUGCUCAUAUUUCUUGGGAACGUAAAGACGUCUGGGAAUCGCAGACGAGGUUUCACAUUCGAGGACCCGCUCCCCGGGGUUCGUCCGGCGGUUUUUUCUCGUCCCAUUCCUUCCAUUCUCGGUCUUACGGGGCGAGCGAAGCGCCGCCUCCUGCUCCACCCCGAGCUGCUUUAAAAAACUCUUCGAAAAACAUUUGCAACGUGCCACAACUUCGAGGAGUGGAAACCAGUUUACCUGUCGAUCGCGCCUCUUCCACCAAAGCUGCUGCAGAAUAAGCUACGGAGACGCACACACUCAUGCACACAUUUAUCUGCACCGGUCGUAAAAAAAGGACGUUAGGUUUCAGCGUCUGCGUCCACGUUUCAAGAUGUCGGCUCGAAACUCGUCGGACAAAGAGAUUCCUCUGGCCCGCGCUCAGAAACACUCGUCCAUGUUGCGCGUCGGCUGUGGCAGAUUUCAAGAAUUAACCAAACUAGAUAUUUAAGGUGUCGACCUUUUAUAUCUGCACCUGCCUCAUUUUUUUUUUUUUUGUGCCAACUUUACUUUGAGAGGUUUCGUCCUGAAGGUGGAGUCAGACCCUUUUCUUGUUCUGAGGUUACAUGAUGAUUCUUGGUAAAAAAAAAAAAAAAAAAAUGCUUCUGUAAUAUGAUUUCAACAGCUCACGUCCAAAUAAUCCUCCAUUCGUUCGUCAGGCUGAACCACUGUCGCGCUUUUUAAUGAGUCCAAGUCUUAUUAAAACCGUAAAUGUCCCUGUAAUCGUGACAGAGUCGGCUCGGAUGACAAAUACUCUUGCGUUUAUAAAUUCUUGUUUACUUUUUUUUGCUUCCUAGCACAACUCUUAACAAAGAAAAACAAAAAAACAAGAGAAUCCAGAGCCAGAGGCCGAGUUUGGCGCCAAAUCAAAGCUCUAACUCGCACACACAUUCACCAAGAUGCACAAUUGUACAGCUUUUUAUUUUGUUUUUCCUUCAUUUUCGUUGCAAAGAUCAGUCCCGCGGUUGCGUUGUAACUUAAACCCGCCUCCUCCUCCUUCUUCUUUCUCCCGGAAGCAGUCAUGAACAAACACAUGUCCUUACGUCAGCCAAACAUGUGAUAAUAUGACUAUGUGCAAUACAAAAAAAAAAAUCAAACAAAAAAUAAAAAAACACAUUAUAUAUAGUUUUGUAAACACUUCAUAACCUUUUGAAAGUUUAGUUCUGAAAUGUGCAAAUAUAUUGGUUUAUAUAUAUUUUUUUUUUCCUCUUUUCAGUUAAAACAUGCUGCUUAUUAUUGUGGUUAAUAUUAUUUACUUUAUUAUUAUUAUUAUUAUAAUUGUGUACCUGUUUUUUUUUUCUCUCGUCGUGGCUUAAAGAAGACGUGUGUUUGGGUUUCGAACGUGACGAGCUCCUGUGCCCUCCCACAGCUGAGUGUUUAAAGGAAAGAGCGGCGCUGAUAAGUGUUUCUGGUGGUCGACUCUUCGCCUCCUGCCGACGGGCUGGACCCGAACGCGGGAGAAGGAGGCGAGUGCGAAGGUUUCAGGUUUUGUUUAAAAGGUUUUUAAAGUUCGGGGACGAAGGGGCGAGCGAGGCAGGUCGAAGGAAACGUGAUCGGAAAAGCUCAAUAUUACAAAAAAAACUUCAACAAAGAGUUGGUACAUUUUCUUUUAUUUAUCCAAAAUGACCACACGUUUAAAGUGUUGUUUAAUUAUUAUUAUAUAUAUUUUUUUUUUUUUUGCUCUGUGUUGGAGCUUCCAUCCCUUCUGCUUCGUGACAAUCAGACUGAGAGUCUCUCGGUUGCAGCAGUUUUCUCAGCAUCAGUAUGUGAUGUGGAGUCAUGUGAUUCUCUGAACCGAUGAAUGCACACUGAUGGAAAAACUAAACAAAAAAAAAAAUGUGUGGAUAAAUUUUUAAAUUUUUUUUCUUUUGCUUGACAAUGUUUGAUUUGUUUGUUUUGAUCUGUACAUGUGCCUUUUUUUUUUUACUAACGCGAGCAGCACAAUCUAAACACACUGCCUUUUUUCACAAACCUCUCGUUUCCCGUUUGAUCUGGGGGCAGCUGAUGGAGCGCGCCGAUCAGCCACAACAUUAAAACCGCUGAGAGGGAGACGACAUUUAAAGCGUCUGCUGGGAAACUUUUGGACCUGGUGUUAAUUUGUGUGGAUGUUACUUAGACAUGUAGCCCCCACCUAGACCAGACCAGACCAGACCCCCCCACCCCAUAGCAAUGACAUUAAUGACACAGA
This is a messenger RNA of Mugil cephalus (flathead mullet), 6641 nucleotides long. It is a transcript of the gene lats2, whose product is annotated as large tumor suppressor kinase 2. The transcript is spliced from 9 exons. Bases 579 to 4064 code for a protein of 1161 amino acids. Gene Ontology annotation, biological process: regulation of organ growth; G1/S transition of mitotic cell cycle; peptidyl-serine phosphorylation. The record is from RefSeq and is a predicted model, not a curated record. Gene Ontology annotation, molecular function: protein serine/threonine kinase activity; protein binding; ATP binding. NCBI's taxonomy places the organism in Eukaryota, Metazoa, Chordata, Actinopteri, Mugiliformes, Mugilidae. Gene Ontology annotation, cellular component: spindle pole; nucleus.